Lineus longissimus is the source of this 1067-nucleotide messenger RNA. RefSeq names its product BAG family molecular chaperone regulator 2-like. The record is from RefSeq and is a predicted model, not a curated record. Gene Ontology annotation, biological process: protein stabilization. Lineage: Eukaryota; Metazoa; Nemertea; Pilidiophora; Heteronemertea; Lineidae. The transcript has 3 exons. Bases 74 to 643 code for a protein of 189 amino acids. Gene Ontology annotation, molecular function: protein-folding chaperone binding; adenyl-nucleotide exchange factor activity.
UACAGUGAUAGUACAAUAUAAGCUGUUUGGAACUCUCCAUUGAUAUUCUUUUCGGAGGUAGAAAAAUUGCAAGAUGGCAGGCAUGAAUCAAAACAAUCAUGAAAAUCCUGCAAAUGUCUUUGUUUUUGGUCAGCCAGACAGCACCGAGCGCAUCAUUGGGAUGCUGGAUGAAGUAGAAAGGAGAGUGGAGGCUCUGAGAAUCCAGGCCCAAGGCAUGGAGAAGGAAAGAAAUGGUUUGAUAGAAGCCCUGAGCUACAUCAAACACACUGGCAGUUAUCUUGUGGAUGCUUCACCAGUUGACAAAGAAGACAUCAAGGUGAAUGUAGACCGACUAGAAAGACGAUGUACAAGUGUUGAGAUAAAUGUCACCACUCCAAGAAAUGCAACUCAAAUGAGAGCUCUCACUGACGCAAACAAAAUACUCGAUGAAGUUGCGUGUCAACUUAAGCAAAGUGUUGCACACGGAAGAAACCUCAUACUGCCAUAUCUGAACGCCUGCCAACCUGAUGUUCAACCAUCAAGUCCUGUUGACCAAAGGUUUCAAUCACUGCUGAUCGAAUGUACCGGGGAUGAUCAGAAAAAGAUUAGAGACGGUUUGUGCGUUUGGAAAAGUAAAUUGGAACGAGCUGAAGUUAAUCUGUAGACACUUCAAAGGCGAAUCAUGAAGCAGCUGUCCCAGAUAGUUAAAGUUAAUGAGUCUCAAAUCAAUCUGCCUCCCAACCCCAAACCUGUCGCCCAUACUAUUUUUGUGAAGACAUUGGCAUUCAAUUGAAUUUGCAAAGAUCACUGCCAGUUCUUAAUAGAUAUACAUUGGUGCUUGUUGACUUAAUCGAAAUUCCCCCCCCCCCCCGAAGUAUUCUGUUCAAGAGACUCUGUUAGAGUAAAUAAUAUCUCUUUCAUGAAACUUCAAUUAUUUGCGCAAGGAGCAUAGGCAAUUUGCCUUUCCAUGAAGGACAAUAUGGAAAUUUGUUCUCAUUGUGAUCCAAUUCUUAAAUUCUGUAUAAAAUGUUCCAUCUAAUUCGGAAAACAAAGAAUAAAAAAAAAAAUAUAAAUUUUGUAAUUAAUAA